UCUCUCUCUCUCGCAAAAACAAAAAGGAGUUACCUUUAAAAACCCAAAACCUCUAUUGGAUAAACAAAGAGAAAGAUCACAAACGAACAAAGUGACAGAGAAAGAGAGCAAAUGGAUCAAUCGCAGCGGACAGUGGCUGCUGCUCCUUCAUCUUCUCGAUCGUAUCAGUUCCAUCCUGCUCGUGCUGCAAUCGUCGAUCUCUUCAACCUCUACCUUGGGAGAGGAAACCCUCAAAAGCCCGAUGAACAACCCCUACGAGAUCCUCCUAACAAAUCACAGAAGCGUGUUCACGCUCCCGUUAGGGACUUACCACCUAGAAACGACCAAUUCAUUCUUGAUUUCGACAAGCUUCAGACCCAAUUCGCUGACCCGGAUCAGUUGAGGGCAAUCACGGAGUCUGUUUUGAUAUCUACGGUGUUGCAAUGUAGCAAUCAUGCACCCAGGGCUGAGUUCCUUCUCUUCGCCCUGCGUGCUUUGUCUAGAAUCGGUUACGUUAACUGGGAUACCUUUUUACCUUCCCUUCUCUCUUCUGUCUCCGCUGCUGAGGCCUCCCUAAGCCAAGCUGCUGCUGCAACGGCUACUACUUCUUCACAGUCUUUGGUUCCUUCUCUUGUACCUUCAGGAAACGAACCAGGUUCUGUAACUGCUUUGUCAAAAUCAGUUAGAGAUAACAGCCAACGAGUAAGAGCUUCUGCAGCAGCAGCUAUGAACAGUCUGCGUCAGCUCAGCUGCAAGAUUAUCUUGAUUGGCGUUGAGUUUAAUCUCAAACCCGUCACUCACUCCGAGAUCUUCCAGUGUAUGAUGAGUUGGCUUGUGAACUGGGACAGGAGAGACGAUGACGACGACGACUCUGCAGGAAAGAAGACGUGGAGAUCCGAGAAGGCGUCGGCUGAAUGGUUGAGGAGCUGUUUGGAAGUGAUCUGUCUGUUGGUGGAAGCGGGGAAAUCUCGGAUUCCGUUUUAUGAGUUGUUGCGGAGUGGUCUGCAGUUUAUUGAGAACAUACCUGAUGAUGAAGGCUUGUUCGCUCUUGUCAUGGAGAUACACCGGAGGCGAGACGCUAUGGCUGUGCAUAUGCUCAUGCUGGACCAACAUCUUCACUGUCCAACGUUUGGUACUCAUCGUAUAUCGUCCCAACCGACUGCCAAUGUUUCAGCGGAAGCUGUGGCUCACCUUCGCUAUUCGCCUAUUACGUAUCCAAGCGUGCUUGGUGAACCUUUAUCUGGAGAGGAUCUGGCGAUGUCUGUUCCACAAGGAAGUUUAGAUUGGGAAAGAGCAGUGCGUUGCAUUAGACAUGCUAUUCGCACUACGCCGUCGCCAGAAUGGUGGAAGCGUGUUCUUGUUGUGGCCCCUUGUUAUAGGCCUUCUGCACAAGCUGGGCCUACCCCUGGUGCUGUUUUCACUUCUGACAUGAUUUGUGAGGCGAUCAUUGACAGGAUUGUUGAGCUUCUCAAGCUCACCAACUCAGAUGCAAAUUGCUGGCAAGAGUGGCUGGUUUUCUCAGAUAUCUUCUUCUUUCUAAUCAAAAGUGGAUGUACUGAUUUUGUUGAUUUCAUUGAUAAGUUGGUCUUACGCCUCAACGGUGAUGAUAACCAUAUCCUUCGAACGAAUCAUGUGACGUGGUUGCUUGCACAAAUAAUACGCGUGGAGCUUGUGAUGACUGCUUUGAACUCUGAUCCUAGAAAGGUGGAGACUACUAGGAAGAUCUUAUCAUUUCACAGGGAAGAUAGAACAGAUCCAAAUAAUCCUCAGAGUGUGUUGCUUGACUUCGUAAGCAGUUGUCAGAAUCUACGGAUAUGGUCACUAAGCGCAGCAACCAGGGCAUACCUAAACAAUGAACAGCUGUUGAAGGGAAAACAGAUUGAUGAGUGGUGGAGAAGCAAAGGAGAGCGCAUGAUGGAUUAUAUGAAUUUGGAUGAUAGGUCGAUUGGCAUGUUCUGGGUUGUCUCCUAUACCAUGGCGCAGCCGGCUUGUGAAACAGUUAUAAAUUGGCUGUCUUCAGCUGGCGUGGCUGAGAUGCCUGGAACACCACCAAACGAAAGAGUAAUGAUGAUGCAGGAAGUGAGCCCAUUGCCCAUGUCAUUGUUAUCUGGCUUUUCAAUGAACUUGUGCUUGAAAUUGGCCCUUCAGAUGGAAGAAGCUAUGUUUGUUAGCCAGGUUGUUCCUAGCAUUGCAAUGGUAGAGACAUACACAAGAUUGCUGCUCAUUUCCCCUCACUCUAUGUUCCGUUCUCAUUUCACUCAAAUUGCCCAAAGAAAUGCUUCUCUGCUAAGCAAGUCUUCCGUGAGUUUGCUUGUUCUUGAGAUUCUGAACUAUCGUUUGCUUCCGUUAUACAGAUACCAAGGAAAAAGCAAAAGCUUAAUGUACGAUGUUACUAAGAUAAUCUCUACACUGAAAGUAAAACGUAGCGACCACCGUGUAUUCAGACUAGCCGAAAAUUUAUGCAUGAAUCUCAUUUUAUCACUCAGAGACUUCUUUUCCGUGAAACGUGAUCAAAAAGGUCCAACUGACUUCACUGAAACAUUAAGCCGAAUAACCAUCAUGACUCUAGCCAUCACGAUCAAAACACGUGGUAUCGCGGACGCCGAUCACCUGGUUUAUCUUCACACCAUGCUGGAACAAGUACUGUCGACGAGUCAGCACACGUGGUCCGAGAAGACGCUUCGCCAUUUCCCAUCCCUUCUCCGUGACGCUUUGAUGGGACGGGUAGACAAGAGGGGACUAUCGAUUCAGGCGUGGCAACAGGCUGAAACAACCGUGUUGAACCAGUGCACGCAGCUUCUCUCGCCGGCUGCCGAACCCGCUUACGUUAUGACGUACCUCAGUCACAGUUUUCCUCAACACCGUCAGUAUCUUUGUGCUGGUGCUUGUCUGCUUAUGCAAGGCAACCCUGACAAGAUCAACAGCGCAAAUUUGGCACGGGUGCUUAGGGAGGUUUCUCCUGACGAAGUCACUGCUAACAUAUACACUUUCGUAGAUGUUUUGCUUCACAACGUUCAUGUAGACCUUCAGCGAGGACACGGUUUAGAGGAGAUUCUAAAUAAGAACGAUGCGAAUCUUGCGUUUUUCUUCUGGACACAUGAAAUGCUUCCUUUGGACAUUUUUCUUCUGGCCCUCAUUGACCGUGAUGAUGAUCCGCACGCCUUGAUAAUUGCAAAAAGAAUACUUGAAAGGCCAGAGCUUCUACAGAGGAUUAAUGCGUUCUGCGUAAACCGUGGGAACCCUGAGCACUGGCUUUGCACGCAGGUGUUCAAACGCAAUGAACUCCUAAAAUCCCUUGGUAGCCAUCUUUCUUGGAAGGACAACAGGUAUCCAACGUUCUUUGAUGAUAUCGCGGCACGUUUGCUUCCAGUGAUCCCACUAGUGGUGUACAGGCUCAUAGAGAACAAUGCGAUGGAUACAGCUGAUAAAAUAUUGACUGCCUACUCGAAUUUUCUGGCUUAUCAUCCUCUCAGAUUCACGUUUGUCCGUGAUAUACUCGCCUAUUUCUAUGGUCAUCUUCCCGGCCAACUUGUUGUCAAGAUUCUCAGAGUACUUGGUCUCAGCAAGAUUCCAUUCUCUGAAUCGUUUCCGCAGUACAUCACCCAUACAGGUGCUGCUACAUGCCCACCUUUGGAUUACUUUGCCAAUCUCCUACUUAAUCUCGUAAACAACGUUAUACCUCCACUCAGCAGCACCAGGAACUGCAGCUCCAAGUCUGGCUCAAUUGCUGACAUCUUGAACACCUCAGCGAGACCUCCUCAUGGUAAAGCCCCAGGAGCAUCCCAGCCUGGUCCAGCGAACGCCUCCGAGGGACAGAAAGCAUUCUACCAGAUCCAGGACCCGGGAACUUACACUCAGCUGGUUCUCGAAACGGCAGUGAUCGAGAUCCUCUCUCUUCCCGUCUCCGCAGCUCAGAUCGUCUCUUCUCUUGUCCAGAUAAUCGUCAACAUACAGUCCACACUGAUUCAAUCUGGCAACGGGUUCCACGGCGCUGCAAACGGAGUUGGUCAAGGCUCUGCACUGCCUACGUCUCCCUCGGGAGGGAGCACGGACUCCAUGGGGGCGAGCCGGUCCAGUUGUAUGAACAACACGGCGAGCUUUGUCUCUAGAAGCGGUUAUACGUGCCAGCAACUGUCGUGUCUGUUGAUUCAAGCCUGCGGGCUUCUCUUGGCUCAGCUCCCUCCAGAGUUUCACACGCAGCUUUACAUGGAGGCUUCGCGUGUGACGAGGGAAACUUGGUGGCUUAGUGACGGGAAGAGAUCACAAGGGGAGCUAGACUCAGCUGUUGGUUAUGCUCUGAUGGAUCCUACAUGGGCUGCUCAGGACAACACCUCGACCGCCAUAGGAAAUGUAGUCGCCUUGCUUCAUGCUUUCUUCAGCAAUCUCCCACAAGAAUGGCUUGAUGGCACGCAUCUCAUCAUCAAGAACCUCCGGCCUGUUACAUCUGUCGCAAUGCUUAGAGUCGCAUUCCGUAUUAUGGGACCACUUCUGCCGAGGCUUGCAAACACACAUGCCCUCUUUAACAAGACGCUCGCCCUUCUCUUGAACACAAUGGUCGAUGUUUUUGGAAAGAACUCGCAGACACCGGUCCCUGUUGAAGCAUCCCAGAUUGCAGACCUAAUUGAUUUCCUUCACCAUGUUGUUCACUAUGAGGGACAAGGAGGAGCAGUCCAAAGUAGCAGCAAGCCGAGACCAGACACUUUGGCAUUACUCGGAAGAGCAGCAGAUUCUCUCCGACCAGAUGUACAACAUCUCCUCUCUCACCUCAGAACCGAUCCUAAUUCGUCGAUAUAUGCAGCUGCUCAUCAGAAUGCCGCAAAGACCAACACCUCUUAGGAAAAAUAAAACUAGAUUAUAUCGGUUGUAUUGACUUGUGUCAGUGGUGGACGCAAAGCACCGAAGCUGUUACAUCUGACAACUUAUUCUGGUUAAUUUGCUCUAGGUUACAACUAAUUUUAUGUGAACCUGUAUAUAUUAUCAAUAAAGUUUUGUUUCAUCA
This is a messenger RNA of Raphanus sativus (radish), 4978 nucleotides long. RefSeq names its product mediator of RNA polymerase II transcription subunit 23. Gene Ontology annotation, biological process: positive regulation of gene expression; regulation of transcription by RNA polymerase II. The record is from RefSeq and is a predicted model, not a curated record. Gene Ontology annotation, cellular component: transcription regulator complex; mediator complex. NCBI's taxonomy places the organism in Eukaryota, Viridiplantae, Streptophyta, Magnoliopsida, Brassicales, Brassicaceae. The coding region runs from base 112 to 4815 and encodes 1567 amino acids. The transcript is spliced from 20 exons.